CGGCUGGCUAAAUAUUCUGGUUUAAUUAAAGUUGGAAUACUUUGGCUCGUAGCGGAGCAAAGGUUAAAAAUUCCCACCUGAUAAACGUUGCUUCCUCACGAAUUCCGUCUACGAAUCACGUAUUUGGACGUUGAAACUAAACACACGUUUCCGUCUGCGUUUGUUCCAGGCACUGCACCAGCGACUACAUCGCCGUGUACUCGGGCUCAACAACGUCGAGCCCCCUUCUGAAGAUGCUCUGUUUCAAGAACAAAACCUCGUUGACGUACAGCGGCCGGAAACUGCUGGUCGAGUUCAGUGGACACGACCAAGUCGAUUAACGCUGCUGGUUACAACGUACGUUACAACAAUCGGGAUCUUCAGGAUCAUCGGAAGGAUCAGGGCUCGAUAUCGAGCAGCUGCGACCUGGAGGUACACGGCGAGAAAGUCAGAGCCGGCCACCACGAUACCAGAGGCAAACUGAAGUCCACCACGUGCAGGCUCGUACUCCGUGGACGUGCUUAUGACACUGGACACGUCUCGUUGGCCAGUUACAAUCUC
Molecule: messenger RNA, 540 nt
Organism: Heterotrigona itama
Lineage: Eukaryota; Metazoa; Arthropoda; Insecta; Hymenoptera; Apidae
Source: the annotation of a GenBank genome assembly